Molecule: messenger RNA, 1626 nt
Organism: Hydra vulgaris (swiftwater hydra)
Lineage: Eukaryota; Metazoa; Cnidaria; Hydrozoa; Anthoathecata; Hydridae
Product: arf-GAP with dual PH domain-containing protein 1
Biological process (GO): regulation of GTPase activity
Cellular component (GO): plasma membrane; intracellular membrane-bounded organelle; cytoplasm
Molecular function (GO): GTPase activator activity; phosphatidylinositol-3,4,5-trisphosphate binding
Source: RefSeq, a predicted model, not a curated record
GUACAGAAAAAAUGACAACAACAGAAACCUAUAAAUUGCAGUUGUUAAAUCUUAGGAAUACAUUAGGCAAUGAAAAAUGUGCAGACUGUGGUACAUCAGAUCCACCUUCAGAUUUUGUGUCAGUUAAUAUUGGAAUUUUUCUUUGUAUAAACUGUGCUGGAAAACAUAGAGCAAUGGGUGAAAAUUAUUCAAUAGUUCGUUCAAUUCAUUUGGAUAGUUUUGAUGAAAAAAAGUAUGAAGUAUUAGAACAAACUGGAAAUAACAAUGCAGCAAAAAUAUGGGAAUUUUCUGUACCUCUCUGCUGGUCUCGCCCAUCAAAAAAUGAUUAUGAAGAUCUUGUUGAACAAUGGAUUCAGGCAAAGUACGUUAGAAAAGAAUUUGUUGAAAAUACAGAUAGUUCUUCUUUACCCUAUUUAAAAGGUGAAAAAAAAGGUUGGUUGUUCAAAAAAGAAAAAGAUGCUAGUAAAUGGAGGAAGCGGUUAUUUGUUUUGUCUUCACAACAAGGACAACUAAGCUAUUUUAUACAUGAGGAAAACAAUAAACCCAAGCGUAUAGUACAAAUUAGAAGCAUAAACAUGAUGUUUGUUUCAGAAGAAAUAACACAAAAAAAACAUUCAAUGUUAAUUACAUUUCCAUUUACCAAAAAUCGUGAAAUAAAGCUAAGACAUAUUUAUCUACAUUCUGAAACUAGUUUUGAAAUUGUUGACUGGUAUCUUUCUCUACGCGCUGCUCGCCUUUCCUUUUUAAAACCUUAUCUUUAUGGUUUAGAUGGUGUUGAGGUUAGUCGACUAUUGAACAGAAGUUAUAUUAAAAUGGGAUUUCUGUAUAAAACAGGGUCAAAGAAAGGCGAUGGCUGGCGUAAAAGAUUUGUAUGUCUGGAUUCCCGCCGCUUUUUAUACUUUUCUAAUGCAAUGGAUCCAGAACCUCUAGGUGAUAUAAAAAUAGAAUCUUCUCCAAAUAAUCAAUGUCUGUUUGAGGGCGUUAACGGCACUCACCCUGCCAGUCCGACGCCUCAUUGUUUUUAUGUGCGCUCUUCAGUUAACGAUAGCUCUUCAGUUAAAGAAACUUCGUUAGUACGAGAAAGCUCGCGUAAAGGGCGAAAUCCCGUUUUUAAUUUUUGCUCUGAAACCAAUGAAGACAUGAAAGAUUGGAUAUCUGCGUUUAAUUGCGCAAUGAAAUCAGACACAGUUGAGUCGGUAGAACCAGACACAGAUUCUCAAAGGACCUCUCAGUUGUUUCGUUCCUCUUCUAGUUCUUCUGAAGACUAACGUAAUAAAUUUUUAACGUUGUGUUUUUUUUAUUAAAUUAUUUUCAUAAAUCACUUUAAAAGUUUUGCAAUUUAUUUAUCAAGUAUUUAAUUUGCUUUUUUUUGUUUUUAAAGUUUAUAAAUUUUUUUCAAUUAGCAAUUUUUUACAAAGCAAAUUUAUUAUACCUUUAAUAUAAAUUUUUCGUACAUUUUUUGUACUAUAUUUUUUGUACUACAUUUUUUGUACUGCAUAUUUACUAUUAUUUUUUAAAAAUUAACUCAGAAUAGUUUAUUGGACAUUUCUAUUGUGAAAAUGUCCAACUUUUCGUUGUAUAUUUUUUAAAACUGCAAAUAAAUUUUCAAUAAAUAGUUAUAAUUAA